This is a messenger RNA of Sphaeroforma arctica JP610, 468 nucleotides long. RefSeq lists its product as hypothetical. NCBI's taxonomy places the organism in Eukaryota, Ichthyosporea, Ichthyophonida. The transcript has a single exon. The record is from RefSeq and is a predicted model, not a curated record. The coding region runs from base 1 to 468 and encodes 155 amino acids.
AUGCGUGAGGAGUUUGGCGCGCGCAUGGCAGGGCGUGAGGUGAAAACGGCCUCGGAGCAGCCGGACGAGGUGUUUGGUGCCGAGAUGCCGGUCCAUUCGUCGACAUUGACGCCAAAUGACGGUCCAGGUUUGGUGGAGGACGGCGUUGUCUUGUGUCUCUCAAGUCGACAAGUGGCAAGCGUAGAGUGCCUGAGAGGCUCGGAGCCUGCUGUGUCAGGUAUAGGGUGCGCCUACAAUCAACGAUGUUGUCAGGGUGCCGGCGGCGGUAGAAGGCGACGGUCAACAGCUGUGUUUUACUGGACAGGGUCUAGCCCACAGGAGCAGGAUGCACUCUGUAAUGAAUGCUUGCAGGCGUUGGGCGCCAAAGGUUUGGUCAAAGGUUUGGUCACUGGGAGUGAGCCCACUACUGGGGGCGAGUCUCUCCAUAACAACGGGGGCCCGAGUUCUUACGGCGGUGAAGCCGAGUGA